Molecule: messenger RNA, 1605 nt
Organism: Parnassius mnemosyne (clouded apollo)
Lineage: Eukaryota; Metazoa; Arthropoda; Insecta; Lepidoptera; Papilionidae
Source: the annotation of a GenBank genome assembly
AUGGUGCAGGUAAAAGUGGAACAAGGGUUGCUGGAAGGUGAAGAACUGGAAGCUGUCACAGGUGACAAACGUUACUUCAGCUUUAAAGGAAUUCCUUACGCUGCACCACCGCUGGGAAAACUAAGAUUUCAGGCUCCUCAACCUCCAGAACCAUGGAAGGGAGUAAGAAAGGCCACGGAACACGGACCUGUUUGUAUACAACAAGACAUAUUCACUAAUCAAUUUAUUCCUGGUUCAGAAGAUUGUCUUUAUUUAAAUGUUUAUUCACCAAACCUGAAGCCCCAGCAACCACUGCCAGUAAUGUUCUUCAUCCACGGAGGCGGAUAUAAAAGCGGCUCAGGAAAUGUUGAUCAUUAUGGACCAGAUUUUCUCGUUUCCCAAGACGUUGUCGUUGUAACGAUAAACUACAGGCUCGAAGUACUAGGAUUUCUUUGUUUAGAUACAAAGGAGGUCCCAGGUAAUGCAGGAAUGAAGGAUCAAGUGGCUGCACUCAAAUGGGUGAAACGUAACAUUUCUAUCUUUGGAGGUGAUCCAAACAACGUGACUGUUUUCGGUGAAAGUGCAGGAGGUGCGUCCACAGCAUUACAUGUUUUAUCACCUAUGUCAAAAGGCCUUUUUAAAAGGGCUAUUCCAAUGAGUGGUGUACCAUUUUGCGAUUGGUCAAUCGCUUUUGAACCAAAAAGAAAAGCAUUUGUUCUUGGAAAGCAAUUAGGAAUAGACACUACUGAUACCGAAAAGCUGGUCGAAUUUUUACAAAAUAUUCCAAUAGAAAGACUGGUUAAUGUAAAUCCUUCUGUGGUGUCAUCUGAAGAAUUGUCGACUGGUAAUCUACUAAAACUAUAUCAUUUCACGCCAGUCGUGGAGAAAGAUUUUGGUCUCGACCAUUUUCUAACAGAAGAUCCUGAGGAAGCGAUGAAAAAUGGCAGCGUUAACGAUGUAGACAUUAUGAUAGGAUAUACAAGCCAGGAAGCUGCAGUUGGUUUGCAAGCUUUUGAAAAUAAUUUAAUAAAAACCUAUAAUAGAUUCAGCGAAAUGCUCGUGCCGAAGAAGAUUUUGCUGAAAUGCCCCACGAGCACUAUUUUAGAGAUAUCAGAUAGAAUCCAUAAAUAUUACUUUGGAGAUAAACCAAUAAGCGUUGACUGUAUGAAAGAGUUUGUCCAAUACGCAUCUCAUUGUUGCUUCCUACCCGAUGUACAUAAAUACGUAAAUCUUCUCCCAAAAAAAGGUAUGAAGAUAUACAUGUACAAAUUCUCAUGCGUCUCUGAGAGGAAUAUUUAUGGCAAUCAAGGUUCCAAAUAUGGUAUAACUGGCGCGGCACAUCUAGACGAUUUGAUGCAUUUGUUUGAUGCAAAAAUGUUCAAUUUAAAGGUGGACAAAAGUAGUUCGACUUAUAAGAUGAUUCAACAGACGUGUGCCUUGUUUACAAACUUUGCGAAAUUUGGUAACCCAACUCCUGAUUCCUCGCUUGGCGCAAUAUGGCCCGAAUACGACGGAGCUACAGGGGCAUAUCUGGAUAUAGGCGAGAAGUUGGUUCCCGGAAAAGCGCUAGAUGCGGAAUAUUUGAAAUUUUGGAACAGUAUAUAUGAGUCUGCUGGAUUAGCUUAA